Molecule: messenger RNA, 4215 nt
Organism: Episyrphus balteatus (marmalade hoverfly)
Lineage: Eukaryota; Metazoa; Arthropoda; Insecta; Diptera; Syrphidae
Product: polycystin family receptor for egg jelly-like
Exons: 5
Coding region: 13-4215 (1400 amino acids)
Molecular function (GO): protein binding; calcium ion binding
Source: RefSeq, a predicted model, not a curated record
UUUUAAUCACGGAUGAAAAUUCUACGUUUUACUUUUCACUCAAAUUCGUACAAAAAAAAAAUAUUUCUGACUGACAUGUUUUUGAUUUUCCUUAAAUUAUUGACAAUUUUUCCAUUUCUAAGUCUUCAAACGAAUAUGCAGAAAAAAUGCGACAAUUCUAUCUGCAACUAUGAAGCAAUUUGCAUUCUCAACAAUGGCAAUCCUACUUGCGAAUGUAUUCAACAAUUUUACAAAGAUGAAUUUUGUUCAAAACCAACCGACCACUGUUCUUCAAAUCCAUGUCAAAAUGGUGGAAAAUGUGAAUCCUAUCCUGGACAUUUCAAUUGCGAAUGCUCAACAGGUUUUGCUGGUCAAACUUGUGCUUCAAAACAAGAUGUUUUUAAAUCCCCUCAUUUGCACUACAAUCACAUUGCUCCCAUUGGAACUGAACAAUCACUCAUGUUAACUAUUCAAAAUUUGGGAACCAUUGAAACUCUAAUGGAAUUCUUCACUGAAGACUAUAUUAUCGAUGGAAUAAUUUUCACAUCAACGAGUGGCCAUUUUACAAAGUCCAAUGAUUUAAAUACUCUUGGAAAAAGUUUGCAUAUAGAACAUAGCGAAAGUCUUCCAUAUAAAAGUGGAUUUUAUAGAAUAUCUAAAGCAACAUUUUGGAAGCUUGGCACUCAUUCUAUCACCCUUGACUUUAGUGACUUCGGUCUAUCGGGGGAGAAUUUCUUCCGAAUGAAAUUCGAUAUUUUAGUCUACGAUCCAUCAGGAUUGAAAUGUUUUCCACAAAUUCAUCUUCCUCACUGCUUGAAUCCUCGCAAGCCUUUACACCUUGAUAUUCAAACCUUUGACUUUAUCGAACCUAUUGUGGAUAAACGAUGCAAUUCUCACUCAAGUUUAACUAUCAAAUGGAGUGUAAGGAACUAUUUAAAUACAGUUGUUCUCCAUAAGUUUCCAAAACAUUCUGGGAUUGCUCUUACAAUACCUCCCCAUACAAUGUGGUUUAACUAUCGGGAUGAUUUUGUUCAGUCGUACCUGAUUCAAGGAGAUGUUCUUGAGAUUCAUUCUAAUAAAAGCCACAUCAGCCAGACUAUACUUCGGUGCUUUGUUUUUGUGGACUCCAAGCCAACUGCUGCUUUUAUUCUUGGUGGUACAUAUCGCGAAGUGAACAUAAAUAAAGAAAUUACUUUAGAUGGAUCGAUUUCAAGAGACUACGCCAGGCCUCCUAACCAAGAUCAACAUCUACAAUAUUCCUGGUCUUGUACAUCGGAUGAUGUUAGAAACCCUUAUUGUACUGAAAAUAUUGGAAGUGAGUCUUCUCUUAGCAUACCUCCCGAAGGCCUUAAACUUGAUAAAACCUAUAACUUUAGUCUUCUUGUACGAUCUUCUAUCAAUAUUUAUAGCACUCAUCGAAGUUCCCAAACUAUAAAAGUAGUUUCAUAUGAUUUACUGUUCCUACAUUUUGUUUGCCUAAGAAAUUGUGAAAAUGGAAAGUUUUCACAGGGAAAAUUAAUUCAUUUAAAGCUUGAGUGUGUCAAAUGUCCAACAGGAAAUAUCGAUUAUUCAGUUCGAAAUGAAUUUGGUGUUGAAGUUUCAAACAGUCAACGAGUGGUUCUGGUGGAAGAAUCAAAAGAAAAAGUCUACCUUAAGGCUGAAGCUAAAGUGGGUCAAUUUUCAGGGAGUACAUCAAUCAAAUUGAUAGUUAACCAACCACCUGCAAAGGGAACCUGUUCAGUUUCACCUCCUGGUGGAAUUGAAUAUCAAACUCUAUUCACUAUUUCCUGUUCAGGUUACAUAGACGAAGACAACCCAAUAGAUUACAAAUUUUGGUUGGGAAAUAAUAUUCUUGAUCAUGGUGGUGACGAAGUACUUACCACCAGGCUCUUCCCUACAUCAGGGAAUAUCUGUGAAAUUCAAAUUCAUAUUUGUGAUGAUAUCGGAGCUUGUACAGAAGUUCGACUUGAAGUUUCCUUGCAACCAAUCACCAAUCCAUUUGGUACUUGGUUGGAAUUACUUUCUCAAGAUGAGACAAAUCUGGAGAAACUCAUAGAAAAUGGUGACAGAUCUGGUGCUUUUGUAUUGAUAGAAACUGUAAUUGGCCAUAUGCCACCUGAUGAAAGUCAAGAAAUUGCCAAACACAUUGUGGAAUGUCUUCGGAAUAUCAAGCCAAAUCGAUUGCUUCUUGUCGAACAGCUUUUAACUAUUGGAAAUAAACUUCUACAAUCAGUGGAUAUAACCAGCGAAACAACUAUAUUCAUCUCGGAACUGUUUAUCAAAAUCAGCGAAGGAUUAUUGAACUCAAUUAAAAACCAUGAAAUUAUGGAGCUACAAGUCGAAACCCAUGAAAAAAUGGUGAAUGAUCUAGCUGAGACUAUGGCUAGAACUGCAAUAGAAGUUGAAGAAUUUCCAAUAGUUCACAAUGCUGAACCAAUUCCACUGGAAGAUCCAUUUUUGGAAAAUUAUUCAGACUAUGGCGAACUUGAUAUUAAAGGUGUUGUUCAUAUUUCUAACUGGUUGAAGGCAUUCCAAAGAUUGCACAGAUGUCUUCAAAUAAUGGGUGCUGUAGCGUCUUUUGUACAGUUGCCAGCGGAGCCUACUUUGAUGAUAAAGAAAAACGGUGUAACCAGUAUGACUGUUGUUGUAGAUACUUCGGAAGCAAUGUCGUUAUCCUGGAAUGAAUCAAAAACUUUUAUUGACCUUUCUAAAGAAUUUCUUGAGAGCCUUGAAGGGGACGAAAUUGCUAUUCAAGCUUUGAUUUUUGAAUCAAAUCCACUUUGGUGGAAUCCGGAGCAGUAUCAGAUCAACACUGAUAUUCUUUCAAUUGGAGCUUACACGAAAAAUUUGAACUCAUUGAAUUCAAAAACUACGAAAAGCCGUUUUAGUUUCUACAUGGAACUGAAGGGUUCUUCCGAAGAGGUGCUUUCUCAUGGAAGUAUUGAAAACAGUAUGGAAAUGGUUAUUUACGAGAGGAUUCUUCCAGAGAAUGCUGUUUUAUUGGUGACAUUUAUGCCCCUAAAACAUGAUUUACGAGUUCUUCUUUUAUUGGAACAAAAACUAAGAACAUAUAUGUUUAAAGAUGCCAAGAAGAUUCAAAGCUCCCAAGAAAAUACAACUUUAUAUAUCAUCAAUAAUAGUGUCAAAAAGCGUAAAGGCUUUUUAGCUAUUUCGUCAAACUUUAAAGUUGAAUUUUCAUUCACUUUGACUAUCAAAAUGUGUACAACAUGGAAUUCUCAAUCGCUUGAAUGGACAUCAGAGUAUUGUUCGGUAGGAAAUCAAACUAAUGCAACACACAUACAUUGUUCAUGUUGGCAUUUUUCCAUGUUUGGAGCAAAAGUUUAUCCAACUUUUGGAUACAUUCAGGAGUCGAAGAAUCUUGUUGAAAACCUUUAUGUCAGCUAUAGAAUGUUAGCAAUAAUCUGUAUUAUCAUUCUUUUAAUGUUUGUUUUUCUGUGGAUUGCUUGGCAAAGAGAUCUUAAUGCAGCUAAGAAUAUUGUAAUUCUAGAAGACGUUUAUGGUAAGAGAAAAGAAGCUCAUGAAUAUUUAGUAAACAUUUAUACAAAUGGUCAUACUCAUGCUGGAACUUCUUCUAAUGUAACAAUUCAAUUUUUUGGAUCGUUAUCAGAAAGUCCGAAAUAUACUAUUUACUCAAGACCUAAGAAAUCACUAUUUCAUCGGAAUGCCCAGACGAAUUUUUCUAUAUUUUCAUCCACUGAUUUAGGGGAUUUAGAGUCAGUGGCACUUAAUCAUGAUGGUUUUGGUAGAUACCCAAAGUGGAAUUGUCAUAUGGUACAAAUAAGAGAUGAAGUACGAAAAAAUCAGUACAUAUUCAUGGUAAACAGAUGGAUCUAUGCUGACUCAGAACCAAUCAUUAUUUAUUUGACCAAAGCAGAAAAACUUCAAUCAAGAUGUUGGAUUUUUAGAAAUUUCUUGGCAAAUACAUUUUCAAAUUUCUAUGCAGAACAAUCUUUUUCUUCUGUGAGGCUGUAUGGGCAUAUGAAUGCCAUGGAAAAAGCUAGCAUUUUUAUAUUGAAACUGUGCAUAACUGUCAUGGGAACCCUAUUAGUUUUUGGACCGACAACUUUUUGGACAUAUGAGAUGGAACGUGAAACUUACUAUUCAAUGUUAUUGGAUUUUCAAAAGUUAUUUUUAAUUGCAUUUGUUUGUCAUAUAGUUGGAGUUGUUGCUGGUGAAACUGUAAUGGCAUAUUUGGUUUGGAGGCCAAACACAUGA